Molecule: messenger RNA, 4287 nt
Organism: Saccostrea cuccullata (small rock oyster)
Lineage: Eukaryota; Metazoa; Mollusca; Bivalvia; Ostreida; Ostreidae
Product: splicing factor 3B subunit 3-like
Exons: 28
Coding region: 131-3784 (1217 amino acids)
Biological process (GO): mRNA splicing, via spliceosome
Cellular component (GO): U2 snRNP; nucleus
Molecular function (GO): U2 snRNA binding; protein binding
Source: RefSeq, a predicted model, not a curated record
UGAUGGUCUAGCUUAACUUCCGGAAAAAUUGUCGGUAAACCAUGGACCGCUUGUAAAAUGUAAUGUAAAAUCAACCAUCAUCCUUGAUAUGACAGCGUAAUCGUAAUUAAUGCAAUUGAAAUAGCCAGCCAUGUUUCUGUACAACUUAACCUUGCAGAGGGCCACAGGGAUAAACUGUGCUGUGCAUGGCAAUUUCUCUGGAUCAAAGCUUCAGGAAAUCAUUGUUUCCAGAGGCAAAAUUCUAGAGCUUCUGAGACAUGACCCGAAUACAGGCAAAAUUUAUCCUGUUUUAUCAGUGGAAGUGUUUGGAAUGAUCCGCUCACUUAUGCCAUUCAGACUGACGGGUGGAUCUAAAGAUUAUGUUGUUGUUGGUUCUGAUUCUGGCAGAAUUGUUAUUCUGGAGUACAUUCCACAGAAGAAUACAUUUGAAAAGGUGCAUCAAGAAACUUUUGGAAAGAGUGGAUGCAGAAGAAUUGUGCCAGGACAGUAUUUAGCUGUCGAUCCUAAAGGCAGAGCUGUCAUGAUAGGUGCUGUGGAAAAACAGAAACUGGUGUACAUUUUGAACAGAGAUGCCUCAGCUAGACUGACUAUCUCUUCUCCAUUAGAGGCACACAAAGCCAACACAUUGGUGUACCACAUGGUGGGGGUGGAUGUUGGUUUUGAAAAUCCUACUUUUGCCUGUUUAGAAAUUGACUAUGAGGAGGCAGAUAUGGACCACACUGGAGAGAGUGCUAAGAACACACAGCAGCUGUUGACAUACUACGAGUUAGACUUGGGGCUCAAUCAUGUUGUCAGAAAAUACUCAGAAGCUCUGGAGGAGCAUGCCAACUUUCUCAUCUCUGUCCCUGGAGGGAGUGAUGGUCCCAGUGGAGUGUUGAUCUGUUCUGAGAACUACAUCACAUACAAAAAUCUUGGAGAUCAGCCCGACAUCAGAUGUCCUAUCCCCAGAAGAAGGAAUGAUCUUGAUGAUCCAGAAAGGGGUAUGAUCUUUGUCUGCAGUGCUACACAUAAAACAAAAAGCAUGUUCUUCUUUCUGGCACAAACUGAACAAGGAGACAUCUUCAAAAUCACACUUGAAACAGAUGAAGAUAUGGUCACAGAGAUCAUAUUAAAGUAUUUUGACACAGUCCCUGUUGCAUCUAGUAUGUGUGUGCUGAAGUCUGGCUUUCUCUUCAUAGCAUCAGAGUUUGGAAAUCAUUACUUGUACCAGAUUGCCCAGCUUGGAGAUGAUGAUGAUGAGCCCAGAUUCAGCAGUGCAUCUCAGCUUGAGGAAGGUGAACCUCAUUUUUUUUCACCAAGACCACUCAAAAACCUUGUACAGGUGGACGAGAUGGACAGUCUCUCACCCAUCACACAUUGCCAGAUUGCUGAUCUUGCAAAUGAAGACACACCACAGCUGUAUACUCUGUGUGGGAGGGGCCCUAGGUCCACACUAAGGGUUCUAAGACAUGGUCUGGAGGUGUCUGAAAUGGCCGUAUCAGAACUGCCCGGUAACCCCAAUGCCGUCUGGACAGUGAAAAAGAACAUUGAGGAUGAAUUUGACGCCUACAUUAUCGUGUCCUUCGUCAACGCUACUCUUGUAUUGUCCAUCGGAGAGACGGUAGAAGAAGUGACAGAUUCUGGGUUCUUGGGAACCACACCAACACUUUCUUGUUCACAGCUCGGAGAUGAUGCUCUUGUACAGAUUUACCCUGAUGGAAUCCGUCACAUCCGAUCUGACAAAAGAGUCAACGAGUGGAAGACACCUGGGAAAAAGAGCAUUGUCAAAUGUGCUGUCAAUCAGAGACAAGUAGUGAUAGCGUUAACAGGGGGAGAACUUGUCUACUUUGAAAUGGACCCAACAGGUCAGUUAAAUGAGUACACAGAGAGAAAGGAGAUGUCCUCAGAAGUAGUGUGUAUGGCCCUGGGGAGAGUCCCCGUGGGAGAACAGAGGUGUCGCUUCCUGGGGGUUGGGCUCUCUGAUAACACAGUCAGGAUCGUUUCACUGGAUCCAGCUGAUUGUUUGUCCCCACUGAGUAUGCAGGCCUUGCCAGAACCCCCUGAGUCUCUGUGUAUAGUGGAAAUGGGAGGUACAGAAGCUAAGGAGGAAACGGGGGAGACUGGCACAGUGGGGGGCUUAUUUCUCAACAUCGGUCUACAGAAUGGUGUGUUACUGAGGACAGUGUUGGACACAGUUACUGGAGACCUCUCAGACACUAGGACAAGAUACCUUGGAUUGAGGCCUGUCAAACUCUUCAGAAUAUCCAUGCAAGGAUCAGAAGCAGUUCUAGCCAUGUCCAGUAGAUCUUGGCUCAGCUACACCUACCAGAACAGGUUCCAUCUGACCCCCUUGUCUUAUGAGACUUUGGAGUAUGCAUCAGGUUUUGCCUCGGAACAGUGUCCAGAGGGCAUUGUAGCCAUCUCCACGAACACUCUCAGAAUUUUGGCCUUAGAAAAAUUGGGUGCUGUGUUUAAUCAGGUGUCCCAUCCCCUACAAUACACUCCCAGAAAAUUUGUGAUUCAUCCCGAGACCAACAACCUGAUAGUAAUAGAGACUGAUUAUAAUGCUUAUACAGAGGCCACAAAGAUGGAGAGGAAACAGCAAAUGGCAGAGGAAAUGGUGGAGAUGGUGAGUGCGGAGGAGAGAGAAAUGGCUGCAGAAAUGGCCGCUAACUUCCUGAAUGAGGAGCGAUCUGAAGCUACGUUCGGGGCCCCCAAGGCUGGUCCUGGAAUGUGGGCCUCCAUCAUCCGAAUCAUCAAUCCCAUCACUGGCAACACGCUGGAGAAAAUACAGCUGGAACAGAAUGAAUCCGUACACAGCAUUGCCCUAGUGAAGUUUGCCAGUCGUGGAGAUGACCAAUUUGUGUUAGUGGGUGUCGCAAGAGACCUUGUAUUAAAUCCACGAUCGCUCACUGGAGGAUUUAUCUACCUUUAUCAAGUGGAGGAUGGAGGGGAAUCCCUGAACUUAUUACAUAAAACGCCUGUGGAAGAUGUCCCAGGAGCAAUUGCUUCAUUUCAAGGACGAGUGCUUAUUGGUGUGGGAAGGUAUCUAAGGAUUUAUGACAUAGGCAAGAAGAAAAUGCUGAGGAAAUGUGAGAAUAAGAGCAUCCCAAACUUCGUCUCCAUGAUCCACACCAUUGGAAAUCGUAUAGUGGCAUCUGACAUUCAGGACAGUUUUCAUUUUCUGCGAUACAAGAGACAGGAGAACCAGCUGAUUGUGUUUGCCGAUGACACAAACCCGAGGUGGAUCACAGCUUCCUGUUUACUGGAUUAUAAUACUGUGGCAGGGGCAGACAAAUUCGGCAACAUCACCAUCAUCCGACUACCAUCAGAUGUAAGUGAUGAUGUUGAUGAGGAUCCAACAGGAAACAAAGCAUUGUGGGAUAGAGGUCUUCUGAAUGGAGCUUCACAAAAGGCAGACGUGGUGAUGAACUUCCACCUAGGGGAGAUGGUGACCUCUUUACAGAAGGCCACCCUGAUACCCGGGGGGUCAGAAUCUCUGGUGUACACCACACUGUCGGGGGGAAUAGGGAUGCUGGUGUCCUUCACAUCACACGAGGAUCAUGACUUCUUCCAACAUUUGGAGAUGUACAUGAGGACAGAGCACCCCCCUCUGUGUGGCCGAGAUCACUUGUCCUUCAGAUCCUACUAUUUCCCCGUCAAAAAUGUGAUAGAUGGAGACCUGUGUGAGAUGUUUAACUCCAUAGAUCCUGCCAAACAGAAGAGUGUGUCUGAAGAGUUAGACAGGACGCCCAGUGAAGUUUCCAAAAAGCUUGAAGACAUCAGAACAAGAUAUGCUUUCUAAGAGGAUAUGUAUUUGUCAAACUGUUGUGAAUAUCUAAAACACACUGAACUUGCAUCAAAUUGUGCCGGGCCUGCUAAACCACACACAAAUAGAGACUUGAUGGAAUCAGUGUAUUUCAGGAUUGUAUAGACAGAUGAAAUACUUACAAACGCUUUGCAUGAAAUAUUCUUGCUGAAGUAUUUUCAAAGUGUGUGAAAUAGAGAUAGCUAAAGAUUGAAAAUAUUCCUAAAUCAUUCACCAUUGAAAAAAAUGAAGUACACAUUUUAACCAUGCAUUUCAUUAUGGUCAUUAUUGGUCAUGUUUGGCAUUGUGCUGUUCAUUGUUAUCAUUCAUGUAUCAUAAGAACUUGACAUGCAUACAUGUGAAGGAAAUGUACAUAAAUAUUUUUACAAUGUAUAUUAAUUACAUGCUGAUCUUUUCUGAAUUCAGUGUUUUAUAAAUGUUAUGAAUAAAUAGCGUACAACUAUUUGAGAUAUUGUCAAAAUAAAGACCAAAAAUCAAAA